AUGGAAAGACAUAUCAAUGGGACUUUGCAAUCUGCUGCGGACGCUGUGACAUAUAAUGAGUAUAACGACACUUAUAUUAGCUCAUAUAAUGAUCAAGGACAUUCCCACUAUAACCCAUUUGAAAUAUCUAUUAUAUCUAUAAUAUAUGGCUUCAUUUUAGUUAUCUGCUGUGUGGGAUUUUUGGGGAAUGGAAUUGUUAUCUGGCUUCUUGGUUUCCGCAUUAGGAGGAAACCAUUCACCACCUACAUCCUUAAUUUGGCUGUUGCUGACUUUGCAUUCCUCCUGAGCCUAGAGUUCUAUAAUUCUCUUAAUUUAAAUAGAUUUCAUUAUGCUAUUGCUUUUCGUCUCUUAUUCUUCACAUACAACAUUGGACAACUUCUUCUGACAGCCAUCAGCAUUGACAGAUGUGUGUCUGUUCUGUUCCCUAUUUGGUAUCGGUGUAUCCGGCCGACAUAUUUGUCCACCCCUGUGUGUGCCCUCCUAUGGGUCCUCUCCUGUCUGCUCUGCCUAAUCGUCUACAUUCUCGAACAAAAAUAUUUCAACACACCAUAUAACAUAGAAUUUUUUCAAUUUGUGUUCACUGGACUGCUUUGCCUCCCACUCAUGACAAUUUCAACUGUGAUCCUUUUCAUCAAAGUCUGUUUAAAAUCACACCGACGAAAGCGGGGAAGGUUUUUAAUAGUUAUUUUACUUAAACUCUUCUUCUUCCUCAUGCUUGCUAUUCCAUGCAAUGCCCUUCUUUUCCUGGAAAUUGUAGGCCUGGAUAUUCAUGUUCCAGGCCAUUAUGGCUUCUUGUGUGCCUCCCUCAAUAGCAGUGUGAACCCCUUGCUCUAUUUUCUGGUUGGGAGGAAGAAGGGAGGUCGAUCUAGGGAGAGCCUAAUGGUCAUCCUCCAGCGGGUUCUGAAUGAGGAGGAGAAUGACCGACAGGAAAUGGAUCCUCCUUGUUCAAAGCCACUUAGGAACCUUUCAUAA
Molecule: messenger RNA, 972 nt
Organism: Zootoca vivipara (common lizard)
Lineage: Eukaryota; Metazoa; Chordata; Lepidosauria; Squamata; Lacertidae
Product: proto-oncogene Mas-like
Biological process (GO): G protein-coupled receptor signaling pathway
Cellular component (GO): plasma membrane
Molecular function (GO): G protein-coupled receptor activity
Source: RefSeq, a predicted model, not a curated record